Messenger RNA from Scedosporium apiospermum, 1305 nucleotides. Its product is annotated as Glutaryl-CoA dehydrogenase, mitochondrial. Bases 1 to 1305 code for a protein of 434 amino acids. Gene Ontology annotation, biological process: fatty-acyl-CoA biosynthetic process; fatty acid beta-oxidation using acyl-CoA dehydrogenase. The transcript is spliced from 3 exons. Gene Ontology annotation, cellular component: mitochondrial inner membrane. Lineage: Eukaryota; Fungi; Ascomycota; Sordariomycetes; Microascales; Microascaceae. Gene Ontology annotation, molecular function: glutaryl-CoA dehydrogenase activity; fatty-acyl-CoA binding; flavin adenine dinucleotide binding. The record is from RefSeq and is a predicted model, not a curated record.
AUGACGAUUCCAGUGUCCCGCUUCCUCGCUCGGCGAGCUAUUCCCAGGGCAUGCGCCCUCCGCUCCAGAGUCGCUUUUGGUGUCUCGAGGCCUAUGAGCACCGCUGCGGACCAGGCUGUCUUCAAUUGGGAGGACCCCUUGGCUGCAAAGGCGUUUCUCACAGAAGAGGAGAUCGCUGUCGCGGAGACGGCAGAGAAGUAUUGCCAGGAGCUGCUUCUUCCCAGGGUUCUUCAGGCGUACCGCGAUGAGAACUACGACCCCAAGAUCCUAGAGGAGAUGGGAGAUUUGGGCCUCCUCGGAGCCACGAUACAAGGAUACGGAUGCGCGGGCGUGUCUACAGUAGCCAGCGGCCUCAUCACCAAGGCCGUCGAGCGCGUGGACAGUGGUUACCGAUCAGGAAUGUCUGUGCAGUCCUCCCUCGUAAUGGGCGGAAUCUACGAAAUGGGCACAGAGGAGCAAAAGGAGAAAUAUCUCCCCGAGAUGGCCAAGGGUAAGCUGAUCGGCGCCUUCGGCCUCACGGAACCCAACCACGGCAGCGAUCCCGGCUCGAUGGAGACGGUAGCCAAGCCUCACCCCACGAAGACGGGAUACUACUCCCUCUCUGGUUCCAAGACGUGGAUCACCAACUCGCCCAUCGCCGACGUGCUUCUUGUGUGGGCCAAGCUCCAGGAGACGGGCAAGAUCCGCGGUUUCCUGAUCGAUCGCAAGGACUGCCCUCCCGGAACCCUCGAGACCCCGGCGAUCAAGAACAAGAACGGCCUCAGGGCUUCGAUCACGGGUAUGAUCCACAUGGACGGAUGUCCCGUCCCAGCGGCCAACAUGUUCCCCAACAUCGAGGGUCUCCGUGGUCCUUUCAGCUGCCUCAACAGCGCGAGGUAUGGUAUUGCGCUUGGCGUGACGGGUGCGCUUGAGGACUGCAUCGCGAGAGCGAGACAGUACGCUCUCGAGAGGAAGCAGUUCAAGGGCAACCCGCUCGCCAAGUAUCAGCUCAUCCAGAAGAAGCUGGCGGAUGCGGCGACGGAUGCGGCGUACGGCACCGUUGCGGCCAUCCAGGUCGGUCGCCUAAAGGACCAGGGUCUCGCUACUCCCGAGAUGAUUAGCAUGGUUAAGAGGCAGAACUGCGAUCGGGCGCUUCACAAUGCUCGCGUGCUUCAGGAGAUCUUUGGUGGAAACGCUGUCAGCGAUGAGUACAUGAUUGGAAGGCACGUCGCAAACUUGUACGUGACGCAGACCUACGAGGGACAGAGUGAUAUUCACGCUUUGAUUUUGGGCAGGGCCAUCACCGGCGUCCAGGCCUUCGUUUAA